Molecule: messenger RNA, 1152 nt
Organism: Gavia stellata (red-throated loon)
Lineage: Eukaryota; Metazoa; Chordata; Aves; Gaviiformes; Gaviidae
Gene: PSTK
Product: phosphoseryl-tRNA kinase
Exons: 6
Coding region: 1-1152 (383 amino acids)
Molecular function (GO): kinase activity; tRNA binding
Source: RefSeq, a predicted model, not a curated record
AUGCGCACAGCAGCGGCCUACCGCUGGCGGACAGCGGGAGCGGCGGCUGGGCUUCUGGCGGCGCUGGCGGCGGCGGAGGAGCGGCAGGGCGGCGCCGGGCGCGCCCGGGUGGGGCUGUGCGUGUUGUGCGGGCUGCCGGCGGCCGGCAAGUCCACCCUGGCCCGCGCCCUGCGCCGCCGCCUGCCGCAGCGCCCGGGCUGGGCCUGCGCCCUCCUCACCUACGACGAGCUCAUCCCGCCGGAGACCUUCCUCCCGCACGAGCCGGGGGCGGGGCCGGCGGCGCCGUCCCCAUUGCUGCCCCGCUGGAAGCAGAGCCGGCGCGAGCUGCUGCAGUGCCUGGAGCGCUUCCUGCGGGCGCUGGUCACCGGGGGGCCGCUCUCGGCCCCCGCCGCCGCCCAGCCAGCCUGGGAGCGCUUCCUGGCCUGCUGCCGCGGGCAGGGGCUGCUCUCCGCCGCGGGAAGUGGCGCCGGCCGUUACCGGACACAGGCAGCCGCGUCUAGGCCGCUCUACCUGAUCUUGGAUGACAACUUUUAUUAUCAGAGCAUGAGAAACGAGGUGUACCAGCUGGCUCGCAAAUAUUCCUUGAGCUUCUGCCAGGUAUUUUUAGAGUGUCCACUCGAAUGCUGCUUGCAGAGAAACCGUCUAAGAAGUCAUCCGUUACCUGACCAGACAAUACAUUUAAUGGCAAAAAAAAUUGAAAUGCCAGAUCUCAAGAAAAACACUUGGGAACAGAACAGCCUCAUUCUGAAAUGUUUUGAUUGCACUUCAGAGGAUAAUGAGCAGAUAAUUCGUUUGCUGGCCACUGCUUUGGAAAAUCCAGUGAAGCAAAAUGAGGAAAACACUGAGCAAAAGGAAGCAGAUCGAGCCAUCUGUGCAGCAAGUACUGUCCACCAGGCUGAUCAGACAUGCAGACGCAUCAUCUCUCAGACAAUGAAGGAUGCAAAAGAUAAAAAUAUACUCCCAAGUGAGAUGAAAAGCCUGGCAGAAGAACUCAACAAACUCAAAGCAGAAUUUUUGCAAGACUUGCGGCAAGGAAGUGAUUUGAAAAACCAAAGUUGCAUACAAAAUCCAUGUUCUGACCCAGCUACAAGUGUAAUUUCUUCAUUCCAACAUGAGGCAGCCAAUGUAGUUAAUAAAUAUAUUUUAAAAUGA